GAGGGAGGAAGAAAGAAGGGGCUCACAGAGGGUGCACUGUGAGAGGAGAGAAAACGCGAACAUCCAGCGUAGGUAGAUCUACAGACAGAGUGGGGCUACAAGUCAGGAACCAGGCAGGGAGUGAAGAAGGUCCACACACAGGAGGAGAAAAGCACAAGGCUGUUGUGACCAUCUGGGCAUCAAGAGCCAGAAGCCACGACCAGAGCAGGUGAACCCGAGGAGGUGCUGUGAGGAGCCGAACCAAGUGAUGGAGCUUGAAGCAGCCAGCAGGCGGGCACAGUUAGUCAGGAUGGAGGACCAGGACAGAGUAAGCCAAGCAUCCAGUGUGGCUACCAUUUCCUAUUUCCCUGUCAGAAAGGAGAGUGAUGGCAAGGUGCAUACAUUUGGGAAAAGAUGCCAGGCUGCCAAGAGAGAUCCCAACUGUCCUGUGGUCAUCAGGGGAUGGCUAAAUAAAAAAGAUAGCUCUGGUUUGAAGUUAUGGAAGAGAAGGUGGUUUGUUCUCUCCAACUACUGUCUCUUUUACUAUAAAGACAGCAGAGAAGAAUCUGUGCUGGGCAGCAUCCCGCUCCCGAGCUACAAAAUCCUCUUCUGCACACCGCGAGAAUGCAAGAACAGAAAGUUCACCUUCAAGGUGGUGCACCAGGGGAUGCGUUCGUAUUUCUUCAGCGCUGACACACAGGAGGAUAUGUUGGGAUGGGUCCGUGCCCUCAGUCAGUCUGCAGCCAUGGAACCCAGCAGCUCCAUGAACAGGCGUUGCUCGAGUUACCAGGACUUCACACAGAUAGGUGGCAGCAGUGAAUCAGUGGAGUUCCCCAGAUCAACCUGCGAUGGAGAAGACCCCGCCCACCAACCCAGACAGGUCACCAGGACCCUAAGUGAACCGAGCCACCUGACAGGUGGGAGGAAGGCAUCACCCCACUUGGAGCACAGGGGGAGGCCGGGUGUUCGUCAGAGAAACAGCAGCCCUUCACCGCGCCCGCCGAGCACUCCCGAUUUCAGCAGCAGAAGAGCUCGUGGUCCAAACCCGGAUGGAGAUUCUCCUCCCUACACAGCUGACAGUAUGUCACCCAGACAGACUGAAAUAAGAGGUCAGCUGUGGUCACGACCUCAUACGCCAGUGGGACGAGUAGAUAUUCGACCCCAGAAUGACCUGCACUCUGCACCUGCUUCACCUAAGCUGGAGUUCAAAUCCCCUCCGAAUACUCUAAUCACAGAGAGGUGGCAAAACCCGAGCAAGCCUACUCCUACAUAUGGUUCUGUUCAUUACAUUCCAAGUGGGAGAAGACCAGUGGGAAAGAGCUUCUCCACGGGGGCGCAUGCAGAUCUCCUGCCUCCUUUGCCCCCUUCAUCAAGAGCCGUACAUGCACCCCACCCCUCACACCUCCACCACCACCAUCAUCUCCGCAGCCAUUUAUCUGUUUGUUUGCUACCACAAGCUAUGCCCUCAAAGUCUGACCUUAAGGAAAUCCCACCAAUCAGGCCCCUUGAAAGUGAUGCGGAUGCUGUGCUGACGCGGUUGUGUGGGUGUGACAAACUGCUGCAGUCUCUGUCUGUGGAACUGGCCCAGCUACAAAUGGACAAGGACAGCGUCCAGUGUGCCUUAGAAGUAUCCAGAGUACAACUAGAGGAGUGGAAGAGCCAAGGACCCCGGGCCCAGGAAGAAACACUGUCCCAGAAGGCUUUGCUUCAGGAAGAACUCGUCACAAUCCGGGCUAGAAUGUGUGACGUCUCGUUGGAAAUGGAAAGAGUGUGGAGUCAGUAUGAGAGAAUGGAAAGUGAACUGUCUGUGAUCCAUUCACACCUUCAGCACAUCUGUAACUUUGGAAUGCCACAGGAACAGUCUCAGGCCCAGAGAGAGCUGUGGAUGAUGGAAGACAUCCUGGCUGGACUAAAGGUCAACAGGGAUCACUUCCGACUCUUGCUGGGGCUACAAAGACUCCACAUGUCCGCUGCAGUGAUGACCACACAUCCUGGAGCCACUGAUUCUCCAACAGAGAGGCUGCAGACUGGAUUCCAAAAAGAUGAAAAACAAGAGCCACCAGCCCGCCCACCCUUACCCCAGGAGAUCCGGGAAUACAACCAGGACCAGGAUGUGGAUCAUGGCUGGAUGGACUCCCCAUAUGAGGGAAUCUACAGCCGUUUUGUUGAUCCAGUUCAGAGACGAGGAAAAAUUCAUCCUGACCUCCUUAAAGCUCCAUAUGAUGCUCGUGAGCUUCCGCCAAGCUCAAAGUGGAGCAUGCACGAUACACCGUCCCAAUCAACCAAGAAGAUGAAGAUGAGUGAAGAGGAGCAGAUUGAGAGAAUGAAGAGGAAUCAGGAGAGACUGAGUAAUAGAAAGAAGCCCCCCGUGCCCACUCCAGGUGCACAAAUCCAGCAGAGUCACACCCGAGAGGCGCCGGAGGAGGCUCCCUUUCCUUUAAGGGUGACACGCGUCGUUACAGCUGUGCUGCCGUCUUCUCUCGUGGCCAGACGGGUUUCUGUUGAGGAUCCCCCAGCCGAGAUUGACACGCCACUGCUUGAGCAGAUCCCACCCAAGUUCCAAUUGAAACCGGCCGAUCAGAGGAGAAAAAUGUUGAACAAGCCGCCCAGGCAGCUGCUGUCAGAUGGCGCUGAUCAAAAGCUGCCCUCAGCAGAGACGCAGCCCAUCAAAAAGGCAAGCAGACAGCAGCAUCAUAGAGUGCGCAGGUCGGACGCAAGCAGAGUCGAGCAAAUCCGAACGCGGGACCGGCCAGGUGCAACAGGCCAUGGAAACAUAACCUCAGACGUCAGGAAACAAGCAGUGGAUGGCUCUUCUGCCCUUUUGACCCCUGAUGUGGCCCCUGACCUGCAGGUGACCCCUGAGCAGAGGGAGGCUAAGCUCAGACGAGUGGAUCGUAUCAGAGAGAGAGUGACACGAAGUGCAAUCAGAGAGAGUGGGCAAGCACUUCAUCAACUACCGGUAAUGAAGGAGGGUCUAGAAGAUUACCAUUGGCCUCCAACACUGAUCAAUGACAAAACAAGAAAGCAAAGGACAACAUCAGAUUCCAAAACUCAGGAUGGCUGUAGAACCUGUGGUGAUACCACUAGAAACCAACGAUUUUAUGAACCUGUAGAACUUCAGCUUUCUCUGGAUGAAGAUGAAGGAGACUGUUGUCAUUUGGGGAAUGAAACACAAGACAAAGAUCCCAGUGGCAAACCGGAGAUUGCCAAAACUAGAACAAAACUUCCAGCUUCACAGAAUCAUAUCUCAUCUCUGACUGUGUUCCAAAAAGAUGGAGGUAAGGGAUUUUGGAAUUAUAGAGACAGAGAUGAAGAAGUGCUUGAAGAGCCUCCUGGUGAAGAUAGAAAUUUUUCAUCCAAUGACAUGAGAACCAAGUGGUUCCUCUCCACCAGUCGUUGCCAAGGAUUAAUCCCAUUGCAGAUACAUGACACAGACUUGAUGGACAAUGAGGACACAUCAGACUUCACAGACCAGCCUAUAUGCACUGAUGAAAUGAUGGAUUCUGGUGAAAUGUCAUCCACAGUCAGUCAAAGCUUGGAGAAAAUGAAAGAGAACUAUUCACUCUUCUAUAAGAUCGCCUGUGACAUCAGUAUUUCAGACACAGACAUAACGAGGAAUGAUGGGAAUUUAAAUGCCCAACCAACAUCUGGUCCAGAAGAAGAAGCAGAACUGGUGAUCAGAGAAUCCAUACCAGCUGAACCAACAUAUCAUCCUGAGAGAAUGUCUGAGCAAGAGAUCGGGCAAUCGGACAUGGAUGAAAACAGAGUUGUGAUUAAUACACAGGACGAAGAAGAAACCAUCGCGGCCAAAGCAGUGCCAAGCAUCUCAGGUGAAGACGCUGAGGACGAAGAAUUUGGGGACAACUUAAAGCAUGAGAUCCAGGCUAAUCAAGGAGCUUCUGAGUCUGACAGCUGUGCACAGAAAAGUGAAGAUCACACCCAGACGCAAGAGGAGGAAGACACAAAGGUAGACGAAGAGACAUCGGCAGAGCUGAAGAAACCGAGGAGUUUAUGUGAAGACAGGGAAGAAUCAGUGCAAGAACAAGGCAGCAACUUCAUCACUACCAGCUCGGUGUAUGCAGGUGGACGCGUGAUCCGGGGCACCUCCCUCGGAAAGACAAGAGUAACUGUAUUGAGGACAAGUUUGUAGAAAGAAGAAAAAUGAACAAACUGGAGAAGGACAAGAACACAACUGAAUGCUUUACAUUGUUUAAAUAGAAAAGACUAUGGAGGAAAGCUUGAAUGAAUUUUGACUCACCUUUAAAUUAGAAAUGAUUAAGAACUCCACUCAUAAGUAUAUCGACUGAACAGUUCCACUAUUUAUAACGUGGUGUGUUUUUAAAGCAGAUGAACAACAGAACUUAAUUCCAUUAUUACAGCUGAGUGUGUAUCGUGUUCACACUCAUAUAUUAUUCAGGUUUAAACUUCAUUCCAGUUCGUAUAAUAUGACCCUCUGAAGUAAACUACACAUAUUAUAAGACACUUACGAUCAGAAUCUACAACUGCUA
Messenger RNA from Thalassophryne amazonica, 4487 nucleotides. It is a transcript of the gene plekha4, whose product is annotated as pleckstrin homology domain-containing family A member 7. Lineage: Eukaryota; Metazoa; Chordata; Actinopteri; Batrachoidiformes; Batrachoididae. The record is from RefSeq and is a predicted model, not a curated record. Bases 248 to 4129 code for a protein of 1293 amino acids. The transcript is spliced from 24 exons.